GUGAAUGCUGAGAAUUUGGAGAUUAAAAUUCCCUCCAACGCAUCAAUAUCGCAGAAAUGUGAACAACAGUUGAAUUAUUUUCAGAAAAAUUUAAAUUAUAACAUCACGUGGGCUUUACGAAUGAAGGAUGCUUGGGGAAAUUUUCCUUCUGGGAGAUUUUCUGGAAAUCAAUAUGAUUUUGGAAAUUUCGAUCAGUGUGUUGAAUUAAAUCAUAAAACAUCUGUCGUGGGUGUAAUUAGUGGAAAACAUUGCACUCUAUUAAUUCAAAACACGAUUCCAGUCAAUGAUAAUAAUCCAAGAAUGAUAGCACCAGACAGGAGCCCCCAAAAUUUUGUUGGUGUUGGCGUAUGUGUGCCAGCAUCUUGCACACCGGAAGAAGUUCAAGUGGUUGCUGACACGUUUCUUGAAAACUACAGUACAGCUUUAGUUCCCAAUGUCAACCAAAAUUUAUUUUGUGCAACAAAUGACCGGCCUUUUGAGUUCGACGCCUUUCAAGUGUUUGCUAUUUUUUUCUUUUCAACGUUCCUUGUUCUCGUGACGGCCAGUACAACUUAUGAAAGUUUGUGCAUUGGUAAAAGGAUUGAAAGUGUCAAAAUUUUAUCAUCAUUUUCAAUCAUUUCCAAUUACAAAACUAUUAUUUCAUUAAAACCUUCAUCGAAGAAUGAAAUGGUUUUCCUUCAUGGACUUAGAAGUAUUUCUAUGUUGUGGAUUGUCAUCGUUCACACUUAUAUGAUAACUUACUGGCUUCUCCCAGCUAUAAACACCCACGCAAUUAUCGACUGGUUGGGAAAUAUAUCUUCAAUGAUAGUUUUGUCAGGUGGAAUUGGUGUUGACACAUUUUUUCUUUUAUCAGCUUUGUUGAUGACGUUGAGUGUAUUUAGAGAACUUGAUAGAACGAAUAAGAUCAACGUCCCCGUUUUAUUCACAAAAAGGUUCUUCAGGAUUACAGUUCCAUUUGCUGCAGCAAUUCUUUUCACAGUUGCAUUUUUGUAUCACAUUUCAAAUGGACCUUUAUGGAAUUUAAUAACAGAAACAUCUGCAAUUGGAUUCUGUAGAGAAUGGUGGUGGAGUUCGCUUUUAUAUGUCGCAAAUUACGUAAAUCCAGGGAAAUUAUGUUUUGGACAUUCAUGGUAUCUGAUGGUUGACAUGCAGCUCUACUUUUUAUCCCCAAUCAUUUUGUAUCCUUUGUGGAGAUUCCAAAAACGAACAAUUUUGAUGACCUCAUUGAUAUUUCUCAUUGCCAGUAGUUCUAUUAUUUACGUAUUUGCAAUUAUGAUGAUGAAUUCAUUAAGGAUUUCAUUUUUAUCUGAAACACAUGCAAUAAUGGAUACAUCCGUCCACAUAGUCACUCAUGCUCGGAUUGACUCAUGGAUGAUGGGAAUUCUAUUUGGAUAUUUUAUUUAUAAACUCGACAAGAAAACAAUUCGAUUAACUCCCAAAAUGUCAAUAGUUGGAUGGACUUUUAGCAUAACAACACUUUUAAUAAUAAUCUUUGGACAAUAUCCAUUGCAUCAAGAGAACUUCAAAGACAAUCCUUUGUUUGCUGAUGCCAUCUACAAAUCUUUUAGCAGAAUAUUUCAUUGUUUAUCAAUCGGUUGGAUAAUCAUAUCGUGUCAUCUAUCAAGUGGCAACAUCGUUAAAAGAUUCUUGUCAUAUCCAUUGUGGUUUCCUGUUAGUCGACUAUCGUUUUGCAUUUAUUUGAUCCAUUUACCCGUACAAUUAAUUUACGUAGCAUCACUUCGUUCACCACAAUUCUUCAGUAAUUUUCGAGCUAUUGUUCAAUUUUCCGGAUAUUUCUCCGUCUCGUUUUUCGCAGCAUUCGCUUGGGCUUUGCUGUUUGAAUUUCCUAUACUUAAUGUCAUUACUUAUUUAAUGAAAAAAUGA
Clunio marinus is the source of this 1884-nucleotide messenger RNA. Lineage: Eukaryota; Metazoa; Arthropoda; Insecta; Diptera; Chironomidae. The record is from the annotation of a GenBank genome assembly.